Molecule: messenger RNA, 765 nt
Organism: Saccostrea cuccullata (small rock oyster)
Lineage: Eukaryota; Metazoa; Mollusca; Bivalvia; Ostreida; Ostreidae
Exons: 4
Coding region: 159-680 (173 amino acids)
Source: RefSeq, a predicted model, not a curated record
GAUUGUCCGGAAUUUCUAAACAAGAUUUGCUUCCGUUCACGUUUCUAAAGAUGUUUAUCAUACAAUUAUACUUUCAAUAUUGUACAUGAAUCCGCGAUUUAAAUUCACGAAGCUGGUUAUAUUAUAACUGAUAAAACCAAAAUCAGGCAACAGUCACCAUGAUGGACGAGGUAUCUUCACGCUUCUUUCUCUUCCGGACUGUGGUGGGCGCCAUGCUUUCUCAAAUCAGCGUCUUUCUUUUGGUACCCUCAUUAAUAGCUUUCUCAACAAAGUUUCCGAAAGCCCUUGACAACAAAGAAUCAGAUUGUUCAAUAAAAGUCGCUUUUAGUUGCAUGGUUAUUUCAACCAGUAUUGAAUCUCUCUUGUGGUGCUGGAUCCUAUUCACUAUAUUCGUCGCCGUGGAGUCCAAAGGAUACUGUCAUUUAAAAUGUUAUCACAUUGAAGUAUUACUUCACUUUAUCUCAUUUGGAAGUUCCGGUGUUGGGGUAACGAUAUUUGCUUACAAACACAACAGAGAAGUGUGGUACUGGAUAUUUGCUGUGGCAGGCGGCGCAUGCGCAGGAGGAAACGCUUUUCUAGGAUGUUGUUGUCAAAAUAUAAAGCGAAGAGUCAAAGAUCGAUUUGGAGCAUUGGAUCUCGAUGGAAUAUCAGAUAAAAAGCUUCUUAUUUCAAAGACUUGAAUGGAUUGAAUCUUUACAAUAGGGAAAUGUAUUUUUACGCAAAAGGAUAAAAAACGAUAUUUUGUAGAAUUGAAAUGAAGUUCAU